UCACCAGGCACGACAGUGGGCUCCGAGUCAACUGGCAUGACCGCUGGCACUGGGUCAGACAUUGUAUCGUCUGGCUGGACAGCGGGCAUCGGGUCACCAGGCAUCAGGUCAUUUGGCUCGACAGCGGGCACCGCGUCAUCUGGCAAGGCAGUGGGCUCCGAGUCAACUGGUAUGACCGCGGGCACUGGGUCAGACAUUGGAUCGUCUGACUGGACAGCGGGCAUCGGGUCACCAGGCAUCAAGUCAUUUGGCUCGACAGUGAGCACCGCGUCAUCUAGCAAGGCAGUGGGCUCCGAGUCAACUGGCAUGACCGCGGGCACUGGGGCAGACAUUGAAUCGUCUGGCCGGACAGCGGGCAUCAGGUCACCAGGCAUCAGGUCAUUUGGCUCGACAGCGGGCACCGCGUCAUCAGGUACGACAGCGGGCUCUGAGUCAAUUGGCACGAUAGCGGGCACCGGAUCAGGUACCGGAUCAUCUGGAUCAACAGCGGGC
Staurois parvus is the source of this 492-nucleotide messenger RNA. Lineage: Eukaryota; Metazoa; Chordata; Amphibia; Anura; Ranidae. The record is from the annotation of a GenBank genome assembly.